Molecule: messenger RNA, 5720 nt
Organism: Nothobranchius furzeri (turquoise killifish)
Lineage: Eukaryota; Metazoa; Chordata; Actinopteri; Cyprinodontiformes; Nothobranchiidae
Source: RefSeq, a predicted model, not a curated record
CUCACGGGAAUAUAAACCCCGAACACAUCAUGUGUACUGAUCAAGUAUAUAAAGUGAAGUUGAUUGGCUUUUCAAGAGCGUCCAAAACAGCUGAAUUGUCCGAUUUUAAAAUUCCCUUGAGUUGUGGCUAUACAGCACCAGAAAUUUUCCUGGACUGUCCGCUGGAUCAGAGCGUGGACAUAUGGAGCCUUGGGCUGUCACUUGCAUUUCUCUUUCUGGGCAAACACACGGGCCCGGUCGAAUGUGACUAUCAUUAUAUGAGGUUCAUUGUAAAUAUGUUUGGUCAACCUGAAAAAAAGUUACUGGAUGUAGGCAGUCAAGUCAGACGAUAUUUUAAACUAACAAAGAAAAAUAUUUGGAAACUCAGAACACCAACUGAUUUUGAAGUAAGGGGAAGCAAAAUUAUGAGGACAGACAGCAAUUAUUUCAAAUCUCUAAAUGAUCCUUCCUUCAUAAGCCAGUCACCAUGUCCCACAAACCACGAUGACAUCAAAACUUUUCUCGACUUUCUUUCGAAGAUGUUGAAGGAGAAUCCUGUAGAUCGAAUCUCACCCGCUGAGGCGCUCAAGCAUACAUUUAUCACAAUGGAGCAUUUGGAUCCUUUCUCAGACAGAUUGUACGUGGCAGAAUCACAUCGCAUCAUGAAAGAAUGUCAAUACGAAGAACCAAGAAGUGAUGACAGUUCUCUUUCACCUCCAGCAAAGGAGAUCGGUGAUUCAGACAAAGAAUCGAUACACUCGACUCACACAGACUCACGCAUAUCUUUGGAAAUAAGGCCAGGUAUGACAAUCAAAGGAAAUUCAAAGGAUUAUCUAGUCGAAGACAUAAUUGAUGCUGGAUCAUAUGGUGAGGUUUACAAAUGCCACAUAGAGGAUACAAAUCAGUUCGUAGCCUUGAAGUUUGUAAGGAAAUCAGACGCCACAGAUUUUUUAAACGAAGUGAAAGCUUUGCAACGUUUGAAUAAUCUGAAACAUUUCAAACGCUACUUCAUCAAGCUGAAUGACCACUUUGAUUUCAAAGACUGGUUUUGCAUGGAAUUUGAGCUUUUGAAAGAAAAUUUGUUGGACUUCAGUAGAAGACAAAAUCGUUCUUUAAAGGUGUAUGAAAUCCGAGCAAUUGCCAAGCAAAUGUUGACAGCGCUACGUGUUUUCAAACAGCUUGGAAUUUCUCACGCUGACUUAAAACCUGAAAAUAUCAUGCUAGUUAAUCAUGAAAAACAGCCAUUCGGGUUGAAGCUGAUUGAUUUUGGCGCUGCCUGUGAGACUGAGCAGUUACCAGACGAGUAUAUUAUUCAGACUUUAGGAUACCGAGCGCCAGAGGUUAUUCUUGGUCUUCAACCAGAUGAAUCUAUAGAUAUGUGGAGUCUUGGCUGUAUCUUGGCAGAGCUUUUUCUAAAUUACCCCUUGUUUCCAACGCAGAAUGAAUAUGAUAAUCUGAGAGUGAUCAUGAAGCUCUUUGGAGAGCCUAAUAAAAAACAACUAGAAGACGGGUCUCUGGUCUCAGAUUAUUUCAUAAAACAGCAGAUUGGGUCUGAAACCUGUUGGAGAUUCAAAACGCCGGACGAAUAUCAAAAAGAUGGCGACCUGUCACAGAGGGCACACCCUGCCUAUGAUGAUAUUACAUGCCUGGAUGAUUUGUUUUUCUCACACAAGACAAGGAACUCAGCAGAAAAUACGGACUUAAAGGCUUUUCUUGAUCUUGUGAAAAAGAUGCUAACAGUGGAUCCCAAUGAACGAAUUCGACCAGCUGAUGCUGUAAAUCAUCCGUUUAUCACGAUGGAGCAUCUAAAUAAUACCUCGGUUCAAAGUUACGUACGAAAAGCUCAUAAAAUAAUGAAACAUGUCCAAAAGAGACCACCAGGAAUCUAUCCUUCAGAAGGUGAAAGAGAAAACACUCUGUGUCCUGGUUCCAGUAAAAUGCCAAUAGAUCCUAUAACUUUAGAUGGAUCUUUACUAAAAAUUGAAUGUGAUGACUCCACAUCCGGUUCAAAAUUCAACCCAGAAGAAUUGGUGAAGAUUUAUUACGAUGAACAAAGACGGAAAAUGGGGACGGGACGGGAAAAUCGUUCCCCAGUACUUCAGACACAAACCAAGACAGGUACAAAACCAACUGGUGAAAGGAAAAACACCCCACACCCUAAAACCAGCAAGAUCCCAUCUAAUCACGUAGAUGAGCUGCUUAGUGAGGAAGCAACAUUUGGCUUGAAGUCAUCAAAGAGAGCCAGUUCAAUAGGAACAGAGUGCUUUGUUGUGAGAAACCAGCCACCGGUAAAAGUUAUAGAAAACCAAUUUGAUGACGCAGACAUAAAACCGAAAGACAACAAACAUUUAGAGUUAAUGCCAGGCAUAACAAUUAAAGGCAAUUCAAAGAGUUACCUUGUUGAGGCCAAAGUAGGAGCUGGGGCGUUUGGAGAGGUUGCCAGAUGCCGCAUAGAGGAAACAGAUAAGGUAGUAGCUUUAAAAAUAAUUAGGACCAAAUAUAUCGAUGCAUUUUUUAAUGAAGCGAAACAAUUAGAAUGUCUGAACAGCCUGAAAUAUUAUAACAAUUACUUAAUCAGGUUGAAUGAAUGUUUUUACUACAAAGACUGCUUUUGCCAGGAACUGGAGCUUUUGGAUGAAGAUUUGAUGGACUUCAUGAGAAGACAAGGUGUUCCCUUAAAGGUGUCUGAAAUCAGGGCGAUCACCAAGCAAAUGUUGGAAGUUCUCAGUGCUUUCAAACAGCUUGGUAUUGUUCACACAGACAUAAAACCUGAAAAUAUCAUGCUUGCAGAUCAUGAGAAGCAACCAUUCAGGGUCAAACUGAUUGAUUUUGGGUCUGUUUGGGCUAGUGAUGACUUACCACAGAAGGCCACACUUCAGAAUUUACCAUACCGAGCACCAGAGGUCAUUCUUGGUCUUCCACGUGAUGAAGCAAUAGACACAUGGAGUCUUGGUUGUGUCAUGUCUACUCUGUUUCUUGGUCGGCAUUUGUUCCCACCAGAAAACAAAUACGACAAUCUGAGGUUGAUCAUGGAGCUCCUUGGUCAGCCUGAUAAAAAAAUACUGGAAGACGGGACUCUUGUCUCAAAAUAUUUCACCAAAAAAAUGAAUUUCUUUAGAUCUUGGAGAUUUAAAACCUUUAAGGAAUACCAAAAGACGAACGAAGAGGUGUCUGAGAGGGCAGACUUAGUCUACCAUGAGUUCAAAUCCCUGGAUAAGUUGUUCUUAUCAAAAACAAGCAACCCCGCUGAAACUGAAGAUAUAAGAGCUUUUCUAGAUCUUGUGAAAAAGAUGCUAACAUGGGAUCAAGAUAAACGGAUUCUACCAGCUGAUGCUCUGAAGCACACGUUUAUCACGAUGAAGCAUCUCGAUGACGUCUCAGAUAGAAGUUAUGUGAGAAAAGCUCGUAGAAUAAUGGAAAAUGCCCAAUGGAGAAGACCAGAAAAAGUUUCUUCAGAAGGUGGAAAAGAAAACAGUCCACAUAAGACACCGAGUGAUCCAAUAGAUUUAGACGGAUCUUUACCAAAGGCAGAAUUUGACGAAUCAACACCCAGUUUAAACAUCAGUCCAGAAGAAAUAUUAGAGACUUACUGGAAAAAUCAAAAGAAAGUAAGAUUUGAUGUUGAAAGUAGGUCAAGCAGAGUGAGUUUUAAGAAGGUGGUCACUGGAAAGUUCAGAUGCAUGAAACGACAGAUGAAGAGAAAAAUCAUAAAAUUGAUGUAUAGAGUUGUGGACAUUAGCCUAAUGAAUGUAUAAUGAACAACAACAAGAUGGCCGCUGGACAGGUGUGCCUGUGAGAGGCUCUCCAAACAAUUUAAGAAGAUUAUUUUUAAAAGUGCUUGGAAUGGUGAAAAUUUGUGUGGAAAUCCUCUGAAACCAAGACCUUUAACUGCAAGUUGAUAAAUUUAUGACUGGAGCUGUGGAAUAUGCCAAAACCAAGGCAAAAGCAAUCCUCCAAACAAGGAGGAUUGCCACUUUAAGAGGCAAAGGCAAAAAAUUGUUUUUAUCAUGCUUAGACUUUUCCACAUUAAUUUAUCCUUUGAAACAAGCUCCUUUGCACUUCCAGUAGAUUAUUUCAAAAUAAAACAUACCACUGAAAAAUUACUACGUUUUGAAUUUGUGGCACUAACAUAGAUGAUCUACAUAAUGAGGAAACCAGAAUGUCUUCAGUUACACAAACAACUUAUCUAUACUAAUUAUACACACCUGCUUAGACUCUAUCAAAACCUGGAUGGUGGGAACUUUCUAUAGCUGAAUGAAGAUAAGACUGAGAUCCUCACCUGUGCCCCGUGCUCUGAAAAUGCGCUCUUGUGCAAUUAGAAAAAAAAGCAGCAUUCUAAUUUUCUAACUGCAGAGCGCAUUUUCAGAGCGGCAGAUUAAAUAAAUGCCCCCAAUUAGCGUUUGUAAAUUUAAUCUGCCGCUCUGAAAAUGCCCUCUCCAGUUAGUAAAAAACCCAGCAAUGAAUGCUGUAUUUUUUUUUUAAACUGUAGAGCGAAUUUAUUCAUUGAAAAAUAGAAUGCUGCCGUUUUCAUGAGAAUAAACGAAUGGUUUCUGACAUAUCAAAGUGGACAUAAAAUGGCAUAUUAGAAUAGGGGCACAUGUUUCAGUCAGCAGUUUGAGAAUUCGUUUAUAUAGGCGCAUUUAUAAACCAGUUCAGUUCAGUUCAGUACAAAUAAAUGAGUUUAAAUCUAAAUUGAUGGAUAUUGAAUGUGGAGUACCUCAAGGAUCAGUAUUGGGAGUAAAAAUGUUCAUAAUGUAUAUAAAUGAUAUUUGUAAAGUAUCGAAGAUACUAAGUUUGUAAUUUUUGCAGAUGAUACCAAUAUACUUUGUUCAAGUGGGGAAUUUCAACAGGUUGUGGAGGUGAUCACACAGGAGUUAAAGAUAUUAAAGAAGUGGUUUGAUAGAAACAAAUUGUCCUUAAAUUUAAAUAAAACAAAAUUCAUGUUAUUCGGAAACUAUAAGAAAAACAUUAACAUUGAAAUUUGUGUUGAUAAUGUAUAUCUAGAAAGGGUCAAUACCAUAAAAUUUCUUGGUGUGAUCAUUGAUCAUAAAGGCCUGUUGGAAAUCACACAUCACUUAUGUGAGGGGAAAGUUAGCACGGGGCAUUGCUGUCUUGGGGAAAGUAAAACAUUUUCUGGAUAGGAAAACAUGUUAUAUUGUGCUUUACUAUUACCCAGGGGCGUUGGACUGGGGGGGGGGAGGGGGGAGGGUACCGUUUACCCAGGGCCCACUGCAGGGAGGGGCCCUGAGACAGCUUUGAAUAAAAAUGUUUUAUUGUUGUUGUUUUUUCCCCCAACUUACUUAAUGUCUUAAUAAACUUCCCUUUACCUGGAUGAAGAGGUUAAGAAACAUAAUUUCGCCUUAAAAAUAAUAACUGAAUAAUCUCUGAGGCAUCUAUCACCCCUUAAAAAUGUGCAAAGUGGUUUAGUCCACACCUGCGGCCAGGGGCUGCACAGCCGCACAGUACAGCUAAUGAGACAUCGCAGAUGCCGACAGCCAGAGCUGGAGGCAGGAGUCAGUCAUGUCUUUUCCCAAGAAAGGGAAAUCUGGCUUCCAAAAAAGGAAAGAAAAGAAGGAGAAGGAGGAAAAGUUAAUUGAACAGAAGCAAGUAUUGACUAGGUUCUUCAAGAAGGAAGGUGAGCAGCAGCAGAACACAGUUUUAGCUGAUAUUAGCUAGCUCUCAGAAGCUGCAUUCAUGUUAGGUGUUCAGUGUUAAACGCCUUUAGUUUCACCAUCAAGAUC